UCUCCAGUCGAGCAGCACCUCCUCGCGCGGGUUUAGAAGUGGAGAUUUCGAAAUUUUUGCUGGCACGUGUCUGAGCUGCUGUCACUCUAGAGAAACUGAUGAUGUAUCUAACUUUCAUACGAUUUUGUAUUAUGUGCAUGGUGUUGAUAUCAUAUGCACAUGCGUUCCAGAAUUUCACAGGUCACAGAUUAAUCGGAAUGGUUCCACGAAACCAAGAGGAAGUGACGGCGCUUCGAGAUUUCAUGGACGAUCCGGAGGUAUUCCAUGGUAGACUUCUGGUUGGAGCCAACUCUUGAGAUGCAGAACGUCACGAUUCACGUAUCUCCAGAAGGUUCUCCGAAAUUGGAAAAUUCUCUUCGAAACAUGGGGCUUAAAUUUUACACCAUUACAUAUGAUCUGGAAGAGUGGAUCGAGAGGGAAAGGGAAGAUAAUUACCCGGGAAGUCAUUUGCAAGGCCGGACCAGUGGAUUCGCCUUCGACGUCUAUCACCCUUUGGACGAGAUAGUCGCUUACUUGGAUGAUGUCAGCAGGAAAUAUCCCAAUCUCACGAAGCUUAUGAAUAUGGGCGACACUUUUGAAGGAAACAUCAUUUAUUUACUCAAAAUCAGUUCCGGUGGCAACGACACACGCCCCGCAGUGUGGAUAGACGCAGGUAUUCACAGCAGAGAGUGGAUUGCUCCUGCAACCGCCCUCUACAUGAUCAACCAUCUGUUGAUGAACUACGGUAAUGACGAUUACAUCACGGACCUCGUCGACAGUCACGACUGGUACAUUAUGCCGCUGGUAAAUCCUGAUGGAUAUCUGCAUACUUGGAACUGGAAUAGGCUGUGGAGAAAAAACAGAGCAUUGCCGACCGGUUUUCCCGGUGUAUUCAUUUGCCGAGGGAUCGAUCCUAAUAGAAAUUUUGAUAUAUUUUUUGGAGGUCCCAGCACUAGUUCUACUCCUUGUUCGUCUAUCUACAAAGGAGACCACCCUUUCUCGGAGGCCGAGAGUUCGGCCAUCAGAGAUGGCGUGAUGGCCUUGAAAGACAGGAUGCAGGCCUACUUUUCUCUGCACUCCUACUCGCAGAUCUGGAUGACACCCCAUGGAUAUACCACCCUUAAAGCUCCUCAUUUCGAUGAACACAUGGAAUUAUUAACUGUGGCAAUUACAGCGGUGGAAGCAGCCCAUGGAAUGCCUUACAGAUAUGGACCUUCAGCACAAACUUUAUAUGCUACCAGCGGCAGUGCGUCUGACUGGGUGUAUGAUGUGGCGGGGGUGAAGAACAGCUUCUCAGUGGAGCUCCGUGACAAGGGCCGCUUCGGAUUUCUCCUGCCAAGGACAGAAAUCCUGCCCACCAGUGAAGAGACAUGGGCUGGCAUCUCGGCAGUUAUCUCUCAUCUGCAGGCUAAAGAGAAAAACAAAGUAACCAAGAAGAACACCGUCUCGACAACAACGACAGCCCCAACAACAAAUCCAUCCACAUCUGGCAAUGUUUCGUACUCAUCUUGAUCAUGUACAGAAGCAAUGCGUCUGAUGCCGAGGUGCUUUUUUGAUUUAGAUCAUGUUCAAAAUGUUUCACCACUAUAACGGCACAAGAAAUCUGUUGUAGGUUACUUACAUUUUCGAAUAGAAUGGUAGAAAUGGAGAUAAAAAAGAUUCUCUUGGAGUGAAAAAAGAAUUAUCAGUGAAUGUGUGCUAGAGACCUCAUUAGGGAUCUACUUUGGAUCAAAUAGUUAACAAAAGAACUUAUACCCCGAUUUUUUCUUUUAUCAAUGCACACAAAAUCCUUCAAUACUCCGAGAUCAUUUCAGAUGACAUUUCGCUUUCCUUUCAGAGAGUAACUAUCCAAUUUCUGACGCUUUCUAAGGAAGACUUUAAAAAUUUUACUUUUCAAAAAAAAGUUCAUAUGAUGGCAAUGCUAUAAUAUAAAAUUACAGCAUUCUGCAUUAAGAGUCUGUGAUAAAAAAGUAUAAAGGCAAUAUUACUUCUUUAUGAUAAAAUCUUAUAAAGAUUUUUGAACUAUGAU
This is a messenger RNA of Argiope bruennichi, 2008 nucleotides long. RefSeq names its product carboxypeptidase B-like. Gene Ontology annotation, molecular function: metallocarboxypeptidase activity; zinc ion binding. Gene Ontology annotation, biological process: proteolysis. The transcript is spliced from 11 exons. The coding region runs from base 265 to 1491 and encodes 408 amino acids. Lineage: Eukaryota; Metazoa; Arthropoda; Arachnida; Araneae; Araneidae. The record is from RefSeq and is a predicted model, not a curated record.